CUUUUAACACCCAUAUAGUAAUUUGUGUGCUAAAUACAUAAGAUUAUACAUAUAAAAAGCCACCCAAAAUAGACAUUGAGCUCCACCUUCCACCGUCUACUAUACCAUUUUUCUUGUCUCGAGAGCUCCAUUUCCCCAUAACAGAGCUUCUUUGUUCCUCUUAAAAAUAUCUCCUUUCUUCUUAUUCUUCUUACUCUCACUAGCUCUAUUAAUAUUCUUGAAAGAAAAAAGAGAACAAGAAUUUCUUCAUAACUAGUUCUAAGAUCCUGGCACAAAACAAUCAUGGCUACUGCUUUUGUACUGUCUUUAAUAGUUUUCUUGGCUUUCACUGGUUACUCAAGUGGUGCUAAUUACUGUUUGUGCAAAGAUGGGGUAGGAGAUAGCCUUAUGCAGAAGAGUAUAGAUUAUGCUUGUGGAAAUGGAGCUGAUUGUACUGGUAUUCUUCAAAAUGGACCUUGUUACAACCCUAACACUAUUAAAGAUCACUGUAGCUAUGCUGUAAAUAGCUAUUAUCAGAAGAAAGCUGCAUCUGGUGCAACCUGUGACUUUUCUGGAACUGCAACUUUAAGUUCAAAUCCACCAUCUUCCUCUACUUCUGGAUGUUAUCAGACCACCCCUGGCAACACCGGUGGAGGUACCACUACUGUACCAGGAACCACAACUCCAGGGAUUGGGACCGGCACUGGGACUGGCACCGGCACCAGCACUGGGACUGGCACUAGCACUGGCACCGGCACCGGCACCGGCACCGGCACCGGCACGGGAACUACAACAGGUAUUAACAAUCCUACUUUUGGGCUAGGACCAACAGGAAGUGGUGGCUACAAUCCAGAUGGCAAUGGCACAGAGACUCUUCAUCAAAAUACUGUCUUUUUCACUAUAGCCAUUUUGUUUACAAGCUUGGUAUGCUUAAGACUCUAAAGAAAAUGAUGAAUGUGAGGCAGUAAAUGAAGGGAAGGAAGGUUUGAGAAAGAUAAUGUGGACUUUUGGCACAAAGUAUGGGUAGCCAUUUUCAAUGGUCAGUAGGGGAGAAUCAUCUGGACACACUUCCACUUGGACUUUUUCUUUUUAUUUCUUUCUUUUGUUUGUUUUCUUCUUCUUGUUCUUUCUCCAUCUUCUUUGCUCCUUUAGUGAGUGAAAAAGUUUGGAAUUAGAUUCCCUUUUGAAGUGGAUGUGGCUGUUUCUUGGGUAGUAAUGUAGAAGAAUCUGAUCUCUUCUUUUUAGAUGUUCCUUUUUUGUAUAUCUGGAGAAUAGAAGACAUAAAGCUGUAUUGUUUAUUUUAGAGAUGUUAUCAAUGAGUAGUCACUACCCUACCCCCAUCUGUGGUAAUAUUAGUGCAUUUCUGUAUUAAAAUAUAACCCCCUUCUAGUUCCCUGUC
This is a messenger RNA of Nicotiana attenuata, 1378 nucleotides long. RefSeq names its product PLASMODESMATA CALLOSE-BINDING PROTEIN 3-like. The transcript is spliced from 4 exons. The record is from RefSeq and is a predicted model, not a curated record. Lineage: Eukaryota; Viridiplantae; Streptophyta; Magnoliopsida; Solanales; Solanaceae. Bases 283 to 921 code for a protein of 212 amino acids.